Nyctereutes procyonoides (raccoon dog) is the source of this 1003-nucleotide messenger RNA. RefSeq names its product O-6-methylguanine-DNA methyltransferase (gene MGMT). Gene Ontology annotation, biological process: DNA repair. Gene Ontology annotation, molecular function: methylated-DNA-[protein]-cysteine S-methyltransferase activity. Lineage: Eukaryota; Metazoa; Chordata; Mammalia; Carnivora; Canidae. The record is from RefSeq and is a predicted model, not a curated record. Gene Ontology annotation, cellular component: nucleus.
GCGCCCGGGACAUGCCCGGGCAGCGCGCGCCCCCGUGGUCCCCGGCGUCCGUGCGCUCGCAGCUCCUCGCCGUCGGCGGCUUGGGCGACGCGAGUGUGCAAGCUAUUGUUCGGAUGACACACAUGGCGGCUCCUGCCCCGCGAGACCACAUUCAAAAUUGCAUCUCCCGUCCGUACCGCGUGCUCGGAAACUGUGCAUACCUGCGAUUCCCUCACUCAUCUCUGUUGGCUCUUUCUCUUUCUGUUUGCCUGGUGCUCGGGAGGAUGGACAAGGCCUGCAAGAUGAGAUACAAGACGAUGGACAGCCCUUUGGGGAAGAUCGAGAUCUCCGGCUGUGCGCAGGGUCUGCAUGAGAUAAGGCUGCACGACAGGAAGACCCCGGACCCCGGACCCGCGGAGGCCCCCGCUCUUCCCGAGCUGCUCGGCUGUCCAGAGGAAAUGACGGAGCCGCUGGUGCAGUGCGUGGCCUGGCUGGAUGCCUAUUUCCGUGAGCCCUCGGUCCUCCCGGGCCUCCCCUUGCCCGCGAUUCACCAUCCCAUUUUCCAGCGAGGUUCGUUCACCGCGCGGGUGUUGCAGAAGCUGCUGGAGCUUGUGAAGUUUGGAGACACGGUUUCCUACCAGCAGUUAGCAGCCCUGGCAGGCAGCCCGAAAGCCGCGCGGGCCGUGGGCGGAGCCAUGAGGAGCAAUCCUGUGCCCAUCCUCAUCCCGUGCCACAGAGUGGUCUGCAGCAGCGGAGCCAUGGGCAACUACACCGGAGGACUCGCCACGAAGGAGUGGGCUCUGCUAGCCCACGAAGGCCGCCUGGCAGGGAAGCCCACCUAUCCAGGGGGCUCCUAUCUGGCCGGAACCCGACGCGGGGCGCUGGGUGGCACCCCCAGCCCCCAUCCUGCUGGCCGGGACGGGUGCGUGCGGGAGUAAACAUCUGAGUGACCUGUGAAGGUACCAGCACGCUGGAAGGGGUACGCGGUGGCCCUGCCCUAUUAAAGGUGCUCGGUGUGUCCUGA